UUUUCUUUUGUUGUUAAUUCUAGUUGGUAAAAUUUCAAAUACUUUGUUCCGACUUUCGAAUUAAUCGUUAAACUGAGAACGAAGCAAAACAAAAGAACACUUUCUUAAUUAUUUCUAUAGCUAGUCUAUUUGUUUUAACAUUUGAAUGUUCAAAGUUAAUUUGUGUUUACAUAGCAAGAAGCUAUAAUGUCGUGUUUUACUGAUUUUGAAAAUAUGGACGACGAAAUUAAAGAACUUUUCAAAAACUACAAAAACAAAAGAGCUACAAUAUACGAACCAUGUACGAACAGUAAUUUCAAGGAGUGUUUAAUCGGACUUUCAGAGGAACUAGGUCUUCUCAACAUAAGUUAUGUAUUCAACCCUCAUAUCAACAUUGAAGGGGAAACCUUAAGCUCAGAUGCCUUAAUAAAACUGAUAAACGCUGUAUGGACACUGUUGCAUCAUUAUAAAAAUAUUUCAGAAAAAUGCGAAGCUUUGCAAGAACAAAACUAUAUUCUGGAACAUAGUAACAAACAAUUAAAUGGAUCCAUGGGUAAAUUAAAAAAUAAACUGAGCACAGAGAAAAAUGAGUCCCGAGCUUGUGUUGCAUCUGCUCAAAGGGUUUCUGACCAAUCAAAUGAAGUGUAUCAGAAGUUAAUUGACACUCGUGCAAAAUUAAACCAUGUGACCAAACAAAAGGAGGCAAAUGAGAAGUCAUUACAGAAUAAGAUAGCAAGGUUGAGACUGGAGAAUGAAAAGUUAACCGACAAAGUUAGGGGUAAACCAGGUGGAUACACACCAUGCGCAGAUGUCUGUGAUGCAACCGUCAGACAAUUAAAGGAAAAGGAGAAGAAAUACAAGUCAAUUAUAUCUCAAUUACAGACCAAUAAUCAAGAACUGUUAAACGAAGUUAUAUCUAUGAAGGAAGAGAUCAUUUUGUCUGGUUUAAAAAAUAUUUAGUGUAACGGAUUAAUGCGUUGAUUAACUUGUUGAAAAACACUGGUUUGCACAAAUAUUAUUGUUAUUAAGAAGUUACAUCACAAUCUAGUAUUUUGUAAUUGAGAUUUC
Messenger RNA from Pieris napi, 1047 nucleotides. RefSeq lists its product as uncharacterized. NCBI's taxonomy places the organism in Eukaryota, Metazoa, Arthropoda, Insecta, Lepidoptera, Pieridae. Bases 187 to 939 code for a protein of 250 amino acids. The transcript has 4 exons. The record is from RefSeq and is a predicted model, not a curated record.